CUUCCUUGGAUAUUUUCUCCAGGACCAAUGCCUUCUAACUCAAAAGCCUCAAUUGCUAAGUGAGCUGUACCUGUGAUGACUCCGGUAACGACCUGGUGAGGAAAGUGGGCGGCGAUGAAAACCCUCGACAGACAGACGCACACCUGGACUCCCCAGAAGAUGGACCAAAGGAUGACUUUCAGGUAGCUGGCCCCCCCCAAAAAAACAAGUCACUGAAUCAUUGCUAUCACUCAAUGCAACUUCAGCUUGCCUUGAUGUCAAAAACAACUCGAUAGCCAAGAGUCAAUGAUCAACCGUGUGUUGGGACAGAACGCACAAUGUGAUAAGCGCUGGCUAAAAAGUUAAAAAAAAGUCAACAAAAUGAGGCUUGUUGAAGUCACCUGUUGUUGGAGGACUUUCUGCCACCGUGUUUCUUCUUACUCGCCGUGACGGCGAGGAUGGACGUCACCAAGGUGUAGUAGACACCCGCCGCUCCCAUGGCGUGACCGGAGGGGCUCCCUGGAUGGCAAAGAGGACAUUUUAGUUGAUGUUGUUGAGCCUGUGAGCAGUGUCACCUUCAGGUUUUUCCAUACCCGGUCCCGUCUCGCAGGUCAUGGGGUACUGCUCAAUAUCGGGGCGAGCGCCGUCUGCGUAAUAAUGCGUCUCGUGGACCCACCAGUAGGGCCUCUCCCCAAACAGAAUCCUGAAAACGGACACAGGCACUUAGUCGUUUCCCAUACUCUCUUCGUCGGAUUUGGAUCCCGCCUCACCAUUUGAACACCAAGUUGAGCCAGUCGCCGAUGACGGCCACCCAGAUGAGCUUGAUGCCGACGGAGGGCCGCAGGUGGAACCAAAGCGGGAAGAAGAUGAAGAAAGUGUUCCGGAGGUCCGCCGCCCACGACACCCAAAGGAACAAGCCUUGGGCGUCCUGGUAGUUGGUCUGAAGGUAGCGGGUGCUGCUCACCCCGAAACCCUGCAUGUCGUCCAUGACGGCGUGAAGCAUCGUUAUAGCGCGCGAGUCACACUCGAGUGUCGCCGGCGGGGACACAGACGCUUGUUUUUAUAGCCCGGCAGACCACCACCUUGACGCAUGCUCAUGUUGAUCUUUGGACCUUGCACAUGUGUAAUAAAACACUACGAGUCGGGGGAGUUUGACAGCCUUGGCACACAAACAUGCUGGAAAGUGGGAGUCGGGGGGGGGGGGGGCACCAAAAAAAAAAAAACAGAGCGUCACAGUCUGGCGCAUCUGUCGAAUUUACCAGAGGUGGCACAUGAUGACCAAAAAACAAAAUUGUCAAUGAAAUGACCCAUUUAUUUUUAUUUUUUUUUUGUACAUGUUCUGCACUCAGAAGAGCCUGCCAGUUAUGUAAUUGUCUUUUGCGAUUUGGAGAAAACAUCUCAGCCACUUAUCAAUUGCAUAACGCAAUCAAUGAUUGAAGGGACGGUACUGGAGCAGAUUCAGUCUGAUAAAACGGAUAUUUCCAAUUGGUCGCUCCCAAGCAAGCAAAUGAUUGGAUUUGCCAAAAAGGAAGUCCUCGCAAAAAUGAGGUCAUGUCACCCCCCCGCCCCCCACUCGGAAGGAUCGCAUCGGAAGCAUCCGCGCAAGGCAACGUAGAUGAGCAAAGAAGGUUGGAGUCAGACAACGGAGCUGAGAAAAUGUCUUCCAGGAACUCGGUGAGCCACUGAGUUCUCUAAUUAUGGAUUUCAGCAGUGGAUGGGGUGAGUGGGAGGGGGGGGGUGCACGAGGUUAAGGAACCUGUCGGGACUGUCCAAAAGGCAAACAAGCCUGCUAGCCUUGAGUAAAGUCCAAUGGGGAUCACACACAGACCUAAUCGAGGGGACAGAGCUGCACGGUGUUCUGACUGACCGCUUCAAAAAAAAAAGAGACCCCAGAGCGCAUCCUUCUUCUGGGGGUGGGAAAAAAAAAGUCUGGCAUCAUGGAUCUGGUCCACAGCUGGGGUGUUGAACUGGCGGUGCACCUCCAGACCAAAUACAAGGACUACGAGGACCUGUUUAGUUUUGCUUCUGCCGUGGCUGAUCUGCACACCACCUUCUUCUUUUUCUUCCCCAUCUGGUUCCAUCUGCGGCGGGACGCAGGCCUGCGGCUCAUCUGGGUGGCCGUCGUGGGGGAUUGGAUCAACCUGGUCCUCAAAUGGGUUCUUUUUGGAGAGAGACCCUAUUGGUGGAUUCACGAGACCCACUUCUAUGGGGCCAAUGAGGCCCCUUCGCUGCAGCAGUUUGCCGUCACGUGUGAAACCGGACCAGGAAGUCCCUCUGGUCAUGCCAUGGGUGCCGCGGGGGUCUGGUACGUGAUGGUGACGGCCGUACUCCACAUGGCGGCGGAGAAACGAUGUCCGCCGUCACUGUACAAACUCCUGCGUUUGGUUCUGGGGGUGCUCAUGGGCCUGGUGUUGCUGGGAGUGUGCAUGUCCAGGGUCUACUUGGCCGCCCACUUCCCGCACCAGGUCCUUGCAGGGAUCGUCACAGGCGUGAUGGUGGCCGAAUUCAUGUCGAAGGUGAAAUGGAUCCACGGUGCCAGCUUCAGGACUUACGCCUUCACCACCCUCCUCUUGACGUCCUUCGCCGUUGGCUUUUACCUGCUGCUUAAGAUUCUGGGCGUGGACCUUCUGUGGACCCUGGAGAAGGCCCAGAGGUGGUGCGCCAGGGCCGAAUGGGUGCACAUGGACAGCACACCGUUCGCAAGCCUCCUACGGAACAUGGGCAGCCUUUUGGGUCUGGGUCUGGGUCUGGGUCUGCGCUCAGCGCCCGCGCGUGGCACCUCCGCCGCUUUCAAGACGUGGUGUGUUGUCAUCUCUCUGGGACUACUUGGGCUCUUAGACUCGUGGACGUUUUCCUCGGAAAACCUGGUGCUUUUCUACGGUUUGUCCUUCGGUAAGAGUGCAGUCGAACUUUUAAUCCCAACCGUGUUAGCCCCAUGGUCGCUCUGCUGGAUGAGCGCAAGAGGCUCAGGCGGCAAGAACUUGUGAUUGGUGGAAUUCAUUUUUUUGCGCUGAAUUGUGACUUGCGUGGAACUUUUGGGCAAUGCUAGUGUGCUAGCAUGGAAACAUGUCGUCCUGUGUUUUGCUAGGAGUGGUAUGGUAUGUGCAUUGCGCCUCUAUGCACAUGCUGGAUCUACGACGUUAGUUUACAUUUAAAAUGAAAGGCAGAGACGAGCUAGGUGUUAGCUAAUUGGCUAAAUGCUGAACUCUGUUCUCUUUCACCUUCAUACAUUUUAUCAUGUAUCCAUUCCUUAAAUAUACUCGGAUAAACUUAAACCAACCUCCUUCGCUGUCAAGUUACCGGACAUAACUACCGACUUAAGCUUCCGCUCAUCCAUUUGUAUUCACGGUCUGAUUCUUGAAAUGUAUGGAGAACAUCUCCAAAAUAUUCGCUGUGCUUGUUCUAUUUUUUGCUGUGCAGUUCGUUCGCUUUUUUUAGCUUUCCAGUCAAUGUUUGGAUGGUAAAAAAAAAUUGUCAUUAGCUUUCCAAUGAAAGCUUCCAGUAAUAGCCCAAUGUUUUUUUUUUCCAUGAGACGCCUUGCACAAAUACUGAUUAAUUGAGUUCAUUAAACAUUAACCCGAGCAUGCAUCGCACAUUCCGUCCAACACACACUCCACAGGAUCAAGGAGCACAAUUGGUCUUGGGGGGGGGGGACAUGCAUGCCGCACUAAGUGAACGAAAUAUAUCAAGGAGUCCGGCUUUUACAAAUUCAUACUUUUAUUGUUGAACCCUCUUCCCAUUCGCUUCUCGGCAUUCACAAACGUAUUGUUUUUCCCGUUAAGAAUUAACAACUAUUUGCUGACAAAUUAACCGUUUUGCUCUUUGUGUAAGAUGCUUGAAAAAGGUGCGACGUUAGCUACGUGUUAGCUUAAGAGGAGCGAGCGUUAUAUAAUGAGAGUAUCUCUCACUCAGUCAGAAAUAAUGUAAAAUAAAUGGCCGAUGGGAAAGUAAUUUGAUGUUAACUCGAGUCCGUCCUUUGAUUCAGUUGCAUAAUUUUUAUGUCGACGAGUCAGCAUAGCGGGACUCAGAUUUGGUAUGCUAACUCGUCUUGCUUUCUUAGCGCUCAUAUGAUGCCAGUUAUUGCCGAUUUCACUUUUGAAAGUCAACUUUUUCUGUAGGUGUUAACUUACUCCCGACUGUGUACAACCAUAUUGCGUGCGAUAACGUUUUACGAGAGUACAACAUGUAAGCGGCGCAAUGUUUCGAGGAGAACAUCAUGCGUAUGACAUCAUAACCCUUGUGAUAGUUUAGCGCCGGCAAAUCUCCAGCGUCCUCCACGGCCGUCUUAUCUGUCUCGUCAACAUAUAUCAGGACCACAGUGAGAAGAAGGCCCGCGACGAUAAGUGUCAACAGUCAGCGAUGUUGCGCAACGACUGCGUUUUUUCCCAGCGUGCGCAUAGCGUGUUUUCACGCGUUAUCUUAUCUCGGGGGAGGAAACAAACGCGUAUUAAAUGUGCUUUUCCCUCAACUAUUGUUUAAGAUGAACUGAAAACCUGCUGAAAGCCAUUUGUUUUUUGCGUUAUCGUUUUAACAUCGUCACACCGGCGCAGAUAACAGUUGAGUGACGUAGAGAGUCCUUGAGUCGAAUUAUCGCAAUGUGGAGAGUCUGUGUACUGGCCAAGGCCAAACUACAACAGAGUUGAUUAAAAUAAAAAAAUGCCACAUUUCUACAAAAAAAAAAAGUUUAUUCAGUAGAACCAGUAUUUUAAUCAGGUGAUUUUUUUUUUUGUUGGGUGCACCUAGAAGCUGAACGUACAACAUAACUUGCCAACCAUUGCUCAGACUAAUAACAAAAGCCACUCCGACGUUUUCAAAUUAAAAAGUACACUCUUGCUUAUGCAACUUCCCGACCAUAUGAGGUCAUUAAAACUCGAACAAAA
Molecule: messenger RNA, 4859 nt
Organism: Hippocampus zosterae (dwarf seahorse)
Lineage: Eukaryota; Metazoa; Chordata; Actinopteri; Syngnathiformes; Syngnathidae
Gene: g6pc1a.1
Product: glucose-6-phosphatase catalytic subunit 1a, tandem duplicate 1
Exons: 5
Coding region: 1917-2966 (349 amino acids)
Biological process (GO): glucose 6-phosphate metabolic process; gluconeogenesis
Cellular component (GO): membrane
Molecular function (GO): glucose-6-phosphatase activity
Source: RefSeq, a predicted model, not a curated record